AUGUUAACACUUUUAGACUUGGGAGAUGACCUCUUAGUUACUGUCAUACCUCAAUACCUUCGACCCCGUGAUACGCUUCGUUUAUCAUUAACUUGCAAACUGGCUUAUGCCCGCUUCUGGUACCCACAGUCACCCAUCUACAAGACAUUAUACAACCAGUUAUUCACGAAUAACGACAAUGACCAUACUACAGUGGAUCAAGGAUUGACAUGGGAAGAGUUGUUUCGGUUGAGAACUGAUCCUGACCAGCGAUUAUAUACUUGGGGCCUGGGAGCUCAUCGUCGCCUCGGGUAUGACAUAUCCCAAAUUCCCUUCAGGCAGCGGAACGGCGUUGGGAUACCUUAUCCACGAAAUGUUUCAGAAACAAAUGGUCAUAUUAUCGUUGAUAUUAGGGCAACUGGUUAUGCCUUUUUGAUCUUAACCAUCCUGGGUCAAUUAUAUUACACUGGGUGGCUGUUUCGUCAAGAUGUGGGUCAUCAUACUCCAAGUGCAUCAAAUAUCGAUCAAUGGGCACCAGGGAAUCCAAACGAGUCCCAGGAAAUUUCUCGUGGUCGUUUAGGGACUUUGUGGUAUCGAUAUGAUCGGCCAGAUGAUGCCUUCGAUCGCGAUCCUCCUAGUGGUCGACGUCGAGCUCCCAACACCAAUCUUGAAGGUCCCCCCGAAUCUAGAGGGGUUGACUUGUUACUGCCUUUAAGUGGACUUGGCUUUGAACACAUUCUUCGCCCGUUUCAAAGCAAAAGUGACGUAACCGAUGCGAGUGACAACGUUUUCAAAGCUGGUCAAUCUCCCGCUCACUUUGCAUCUUCUGCACAAAGUCAAAUAAAGGAGAGUGAUUCGAUCAAACCGUUACGUUUACCCUAUGACGCACAACUUAUACUGAUUCUGGGUGGUCGACAACAUGUGAUUGCACUUGAUGACCAGAACCGCGUGUUUCAAUGGGAUACAACUACCAAAAGUUCUCAGGGCGUAGAACUUGAUUUCGGUACAAGCGCUUUCAUCAAUAAGAUCCAUGCUGGUUGGAAUUUAGCGGCCUACUAUAGCGUUGAUGAAGGUAUCAGAGUCUGGUAUGGACGUGAAUCAGUAACCCCUACUCUGGGGCCGCGAGUCAAGGCCACACUGGUAAUCGUACCACAUACAAAGGGCGAAAUCGAGGACUUUGCGGUUUUGACUGAUUGUGUUUUGUUCAUCCGAAAACUGAAUGGGCGACUCUAUCGAGCAUCGUGCCCAGCGAGUGCCUGGGUUGAAUCGGAAGAUGAACCUCGAGUGGAAGAGCUCUCCCCGGUCGAGGCGUACAAUGAAUGGUUAGAUGACUACAACCGUUCCAAUGGAACCGACCACAAAUUCACUCGCAUCAAUAGUACCUAUCGAAACUUUGUUUUGUUCACUAAUGGCGACCAAGUAUUGCUAGGAAAUUUGAACAACUUAGAUGCUGUUGAUUUACAGCCGGCACUCCAAAAUCGUCAAAUUAAGCUGGUGGUAAUGGGCGACUACCAUUAUUUGGCAUUAACCGGUGAUGGAAAGUGUUUAGCUUGGGGUUUAGAGCUGCAGAAUUGUGGAUGCUUGGGUUUAGGCUUUGCUGAACCUUUAGUUACAAAUCACCCACAACAAGUCUCCAGGGAAAACGGUCGAGCUCUACUAGUCAAAGCUCCUAUUGAAGUACCACCUCCGGACGGUCUGAGGGCAUGGGUGCAGCUUGCCGCCAGUGGAUGGCAAUCGGGAGGUAUAGUCGUAUAG
Diutina rugosa is the source of this 1734-nucleotide messenger RNA. Its product is annotated as SCF ubiquitin ligase complex subunit. Gene Ontology annotation, cellular component: cytoplasm. Gene Ontology annotation, molecular function: guanyl-nucleotide exchange factor activity. The transcript has a single exon. The record is from RefSeq and is a predicted model, not a curated record. The coding region runs from base 1 to 1734 and encodes 577 amino acids. NCBI's taxonomy places the organism in Eukaryota, Fungi, Ascomycota, Pichiomycetes, Serinales, Debaryomycetaceae.